GCUGUUGUAAAUUGGGUUCACAUGAGAGGCUGGUGGUGGGACUCAUUUCAGUUACAAUCAGCAACAGCAGUAGUCUUCUGUUCAACUCUCUCUUUACUUACUCUCUCUAACUCUCUCCAUCCCUCCUUCCCCUAUCUUGCUCUCUCUCUCUCCCAUCUCCCUGCAUACUAUAGCUCUCUUUUUUACUCCUUCUUCUGUAUUCUCUCUCCUCUUUGCUCGCCUGUUGAGAUUAUUCACUCAUAACUCAGAGGACCCAACAUCCUAGCUGAGUUCAGACUGGAGCCAUGGCUCCAGAAAAGGAAAGCAAUGGUCUCGAAAACUACGCAUUUGCUAUUGAUGGGCGUUUCUGUGAUCUGGAGAAGGAUGGAGAGGGCUCCGACCUCUCUGAGGAGGACGACAAGAACAAACUGGCCUACUGUGUCACAGACAUCCCACCCUGGUACCUUUGCAUCAUUCUGGGCAUCCAGCAUUGCCUGACAGCAUUUGGAGGGAUCAUCGCCAUCCCUCUGAUCCUGUCUCAGGGUCUGUGUCUGCAGCAUGACAGCCUGACCCAGGGUCACCUUAUCAGCACCAUCUUCUUUGUGUCAGGCGUGUGCACCCUGGUGCAGGUCACCUUUGGAAUCAGACUGCCCAUUCUACAGGGGGGUACUUUCACCUUGCUGGCUCCCUCUAUGGCCAUGCUGUCGAUGCCAGAGUGGACAUGCCCUGCCUGGACCCAGAACGCUUCCUUGGUCAAUGCCACCUCUCCUGAGUAUGUAGAGGUGUGGCAGAGCCGCAUGCGAGCGUUACAGGGCUCCAUCAUGGUGGGCUCCUUGUUCCAGGUCCUGGUGGGUUUCUCUGGCCUCAUCGGCCUCUUCAUGCGUUUCAUUGGCCCCCUCACCAUCGCACCCACCAUCUCUCUGAUUGGCCUGUCCCUAUACGACUCAGCUGGAAUGAAUGCAGGGAACCACUGGGGCAUCUCAACUAUGACGACUGCUCUGAUCAUCCUGUUCUCCCAGUACCUCCGACACAUCCCUGUACCAUUUCCCACAUACAGCAAGACCAAAAAACUCCACACCACCAAGAUCUACAUCUUCCAGAUUCUACCAGUGCUCCUUGGCAUCACACUGUCAUGGCUGAUCUGCUACAUUUUCACCAUCUCUGACGUCCUGCCCUCACAGCCGGGGCAAUAUGGCUACCUGGCUCGCACAGACCUGAAAGGGGAUGUCAUAGUCCAGGCCCCCUGGUUCAGAUUCCCAUACCCAGGUCAGUGGGGCUUACCAACAGUGAGCCUGGCAGGAGUGGUAGGGAUCUUGGCUGGGGUGAUAUCCUCCAUGAUAGAGUCGGUGGGGGACUACCACGCCUGUGCCAGGCUGUCAGGGGCCCCUCCUCCCCCAAAACAUGCAAUCAACAGGGGCAUUGGCAUCGAGGGACUUGGCUGUCUGCUGGCUGGGGCCUGGGGCACAGGCAACGGAACCACCUCCUACAGUGAGAAUGUGGGAGCAUUGGGGAUCACCAAGGUGGGCAGUCGAAUGGUGAUCAUUGCUGGUGGCGUCUUGCUGAUCAUCAUGGGACUGUUUGGUAAAAUUGGAGCCAUUUUCACCACCAUCCCCACACCUGUGGUUGGAGGAAUGUUCUUGGUCAUGUUUGGGGUCAUAUCUGCAGCUGGAGUUUCAAAUCUGCAGUAUGCAGACAUGAACUCCUCCCGGAACAUCUUUAUCUUUGGGUUUUCCAUGUUUUCCGGACUGGUCAUUCCAAACUGGAUAUUCAAGAACCCAGAUGCCAUAGCAACAGGUGUGGUCGAGCUGGACCAACUGCUGCAGGUGCUUCUGACAACCAGCAUGUUUGUUGGAGGCUUCUUUGGGUUCUUCCUUGACAACACCAUUCCUGGAACCAAGCGAGAGCGAGGCAUCAUAGCCUGGAACAAGAUCCACCUGGACGACUCCAGCAACACCUUGGAGAGUAGCGAGGUGUACAACCUUCCAUUUGGAAUCAGCUCUUGCCUCUCCUCCUACACCUGGGUUCGAUAUGUGCCGUUCCUCCCUCUGAAUGCACCCAGCUCACAGGACAAGCCCGGGGUGGACUCUUUGGAGGCCAAGAAGCAACCUGGGAAGCCAGAGCCCUCACAUAUCAUCAGAUCAGUAGCCCUAUGAACACUGAGAAAGCCCAGACUCUGGCUAUAACAACAAUAACAAAGGCAGCUCCCAUGACUUGGACCACCUUUUACAGACACUUUUACAGUGUCUUAAGACACUGUAAAACAGGGGUGUCAAAGUCAAAUGGACGGAGGGCCAAAUAAAAAAUUUAGCUACAAGCCGA
Messenger RNA from Oncorhynchus gorbuscha (pink salmon), 2298 nucleotides. RefSeq names its product solute carrier family 23 member 1-like. Gene Ontology annotation, cellular component: membrane. Bases 285 to 2132 code for a protein of 615 amino acids. Gene Ontology annotation, biological process: transmembrane transport. NCBI's taxonomy places the organism in Eukaryota, Metazoa, Chordata, Actinopteri, Salmoniformes, Salmonidae. The transcript has 12 exons. Gene Ontology annotation, molecular function: transmembrane transporter activity. The record is from RefSeq and is a predicted model, not a curated record.